This is a messenger RNA of Strongylus vulgaris, 550 nucleotides long. NCBI's taxonomy places the organism in Eukaryota, Metazoa, Nematoda, Chromadorea, Rhabditida, Strongylidae. The record is from the annotation of a GenBank genome assembly.
AGCAUUCAAGGCCAUCCAAACCAUUUAGGGAGGAGAUCCAUUUAUAAAAAAUGCACGCGGAGAAGAUUGCCAUGCUAUAGCGUCUGAAUCUCCAAAAAUCUUGCAGUUGAUUAAUGAACACAUGCAGAGACGUGGAAAUCCGGGAUUUACGCCAGAAGCACCUCGAACUAGUGCACGACCACGUACGUUAGAGGAGCUGCUAGAAGAAAUGAAUUUACUUCGACUUGUUGACAAAUUCAAGGCGGAGAACAUCGAUCUGAAUUUGUUCUUCGAUUUGACUGAAAAGGACUUUGAAGAAAUGGGCAUAGCAUAUGGGCCAAAAAAGCGUAUGCUGACAGUAAUUGACAGAUAUCGUAAAACUGGUCAAAUCUCUAGCGAGCCUAUAGAGGUUGAAGUAGCACCGCCGCCACCCUACACCACAAAUGAAGAUGGUGGACAAAAGGAGAUGAUUGCAUCAAUGAGAUACAUUCGUCAGAUGAACGACAUGACGAAACAGCUAGCGAUGGAUGCUCUAGAAGUAGCCCGAAGGUCCAACAAUGGUGAUACGUAA